UAAAGGGAAUAACAUGGUGUCCCAGUGGAUGUUUAUGUUUACUUGAAGAACAGACUUAAAAGGGCGUUUUUGCGAGACACAACGGAGUUUUCUUUGUAAUAACAUUGUAUUUUUUUUUACACUUUUUUAUGUGUCAAGAUUUACAAGGCCAGUGGCAUGUAAAUCUCAUAGUUCACUAAUGUGCCAGUCUUACAAAUGGAAAGGGGGCUUCACUUUGGAAACGUGAGCAUUUCCCUGGUGCUCCUGCUGUUGCUGAAAGGGCUGACCGGAUUCGGGACGUCGCAAACUCAGGGCUCCGCCAUCGCCGGGAGGGACCUACGGGGCUCAGGUGCCACCUUGGAGGAAGAUGGUGCAAGAGUCAUGGUGAGGGGCUUGGAGAGCGUAAGCGCCCCGGUCAUUGGAGCUGAUGUUACCGUGGAGGACGACGAGAAUGGGUCUGCUCCGGAGGCCGAGGAGUCAUCUGGAGAAAGUCACGGAAAUGUUCGAGAAACGAGGUCUCUUGUGAUCAUCAGUACCCUAGAUGGGCGGAUCUCGGCUCUGGAUCCUCACAACCAGGGCAGGAAGCAGUGGGACCUAGAUGUCGGCUCAGGGUGCCUCGUGUCCUCCAGUCUCAGCAAACCUGAGGUGUUUGGCAAUAAGAUGGUCAUCCCAUCACUGGACGGUGCCUUGUUCCAGUGGAACCGGGACAGGGAGAGUAUGGAGGCCGUGCCUUUCAGCGUGGAGUCCCUGCUGGAGUCGUCCUACCGCAUCGGAGAGGACACCGUCCUGGUUGGGGGCAAAUCGCUCACUACCUACGGCCUGGGGGCUUACAGUGGCAAGCUUCGGUACAUUUGCUCCGCGGUGGGCUGCAGCCGAUGGGGGGAAGACGAGAUGGAGACUGAAGACAUGCUCUUGCUGCAGAGGACUCAGAAGACCGUUCGAGCCAUUAGACCCCGAUCAGGAAUGGAGAAAUGGAACUUCAGUGUCGGAAACUUUGAGCUGAAGCUCGUUCCCGAGAUGCAGUCGGGAAUGAAUUUCCUGGAGGGAGAUGUUGCCAACGGCGACGCCUGGAGGGAGAGUCAGCGGGUCAUCGCCGACGAACCGAAAGAGAGGGAGCAGACCACGAAACAGCAAAAACCCAACCAGAACCUGGACCUCGUCAUCAAGGUGUCCGUUCCCGAUUGGAAGGUCAUGGCUUUCAGCACCGAGCCCAACGGACGGCUGGUCUGGGAGCGUCAGUUCUGCACACCCAUCGCCUCAGCCUGGCUGGUCGGCGGGGGUAAAGUCACACCAAUCAGCCUGUUUGACGACACCGCCUACAGCAACCAGGCUGAAACCGAUGAGGAGGAGGAUGACGAAGAUAAAGAGAAGGCCAGAGGAGCUGCAGAGUCGAGUGUUUAUCUAGGGAUGUUCCAGGGACAGCUCUACCUCCAGUCCUCAGUCAGGAUCUCUGAAAAGUUCCCCUCGAAAGCUAUCGGGUCAGAGAGAGACAUAAUUCCACUACCGACUGUCAAAUGGAAGCCUCUAAUCCAUUCCCCGUCUCGGACACCGGUCCUGGUCGGCUCUGAUGAAUUUGACAAGUGUCUGAACAAUGAUAAAUUCUCCCAUGAGGAAUACAGCAACGGAGGACUGUCCAUCCUUCAGUAUCCAUACGACAACGGUUACUACUUCCCCUACAGCAAGCACUACCGGGAGAAACGUGACAGCGCCGUGAGCUUGAUAAAGGGAAACGGGGCAGGGGCUGACAGUCGCAGGAGGAAGGACCCGGUGCUUCUGCUGCCGUGGUGGAAGGAGAUCCUCGGCACCAUCGUCUUCUGCAUCGCUGCUACAACUUACAUCGUCCGCAAGUUCUUCCACCCUCCUGCCCCUGUGCCCUAUGUGCGGCAACGGAAAGAGUCGGAGACACAGUGCCAGACGGACAGCAAGUACAACCUUGAGGUUGUGGAAUCCAAAGAGCCGGUUGCCAUGGAGACCCGUUCCAGCGAAUAUGUGUCCAGGUAUCUGACUGACUUUGAGCCGGUGCAGUGCCUUGGCCGCGGGGGGUUCGGCGUUGUGUUUGAAGCCCGCAACAAAGUCGACGACUGCAACUACGCCAUCAAAAGAAUCCGUCUGCCCAACAGGGAACUUGCUCGUGAGAAGGUGAUGCGAGAGGUGAAGGCCCUGGCCAAGCUGGAGCAUCCGGGGAUUAUCCGCUACUUCAACGCCUGGCAGGAGAGCCCCCCCGAGGGCUGGCAGGAAGAGAUGGACCAGAGGUGGCUGAAAGACUCCAGUACUACCGACUGGCCAAUGAGCUUCUUGGACCACAUGGAGGUGCUGUCAGUCAAAGUGCCAGUGUCCAGCUCCGUCUCACCCGUUAUUGGACCUGAAGGAGAUGGUCUGGAGGCCUCCGUCGAUGCUCGGGCCGGGCUCUCCAGCAGCGGCAGCGGUGCUGUGAGUUUCAGUGUUGACGAUGGAGACCUGUCUUUCCAUCCGCUCCUGGGCCACGACAGCUUGAUGUCUGAGCGAGACAGCCAGGCUGACCCAGACGCCUCGGACACACCGCACUCCUUCGAGCUGUGCCCCCCGCGAGGCCCCAGCGAUUGCACCUCCUCCUCCUUCGACAUCGUUUUCGAGGAUUCGGGUUGCGACCGAGACGCGGAUGCAGACACAGACACUGACUCUGCCUCGGCUUCUGCUUCGGCUUCGGCUUCGGCUUCGGCCUCUGGUCCAGCCAGUCCGGGCACAGUGAUGGAGAAAAACAGCUCGUCUUCCUCGCACACCAGACGGCAAGAAAACAUCCCGCCCUUUUCUUCCACUCCUCCCCGACCAAACUCGCUGGCCCUGGCUCUCCCCGUUACUCCUGCAGCCCAGCGAGCCCAGCCUUCUCCCAAGGUGUACCUGUACAUCCAGAUGCAGCUCUGUCGGAAGGAGAACUUGAAGGACUGGAUGGCUCAGCGUUGCUUACCGGAGCAGAGAGAGCACAACCAGUGUCUAGACAUCUUCGUCCAGAUUGCAGAGGCUGUCGACUUCCUGCACAGCAAGGGGCUCAUGCACAGGGACCUCAAGCCGUCCAACAUCUUCUUCACCAUGGACGACGUGGUGAAGGUGGGAGACUUCGGCCUGGUGACGGCCAUGGACCAGGAGGAAGACGAGGACGAGCCGAGCGCAUUGACGCCAGCUCCGCUCCUGACCCGGCACACGGGCCAGGUCGGCACCAAGCUCUACAUGAGCCCCGAGCAGCUCUCUGGAAACUCAUACUCUCACAAAGUGGAUAUUUACUCUCUGGGUCUGAUCCUGUUUGAGCUGCUGUAUCCCUUCAGGACCCAGAUGGAGAGAGUGAGGACGCUGACGGAGGUGAGAGCUCUGCACUUCCCAGAGGUUUUCUCCAAAAACAACGUUCAGGAGCUGAGUAUGGUGCGCAGCAUGCUGUCGUGGAGCCCCGGCGAGCGUCCUGAGGCGGCUGAGAUCACAGGGAAUCCACUUUUCCAGGAGCUGGAGCUGCCUUGCCGACUGGCUAUGAGGCAGCGCACCCGUACCUACAGCGCCUCGUCCAUGGGCCGACCCUCUCGCCAGACAUCAGCUACCUGAAGAUGCCAUGACGCAAUAUGUUACCCCCACAAAGCUCGUUUCCCUGUCAUCCCCCUGCCGGUCUGCCGCCUAAGAGAAACACCUCAGCGCCCUGCCAUCACACACUGCCUCAGAAACAAUCACUUUAAAUGCCAAGCACUGAAAAUGUGCAGGAAUUCGUCUCGUUUGCAGAGCAGCGAGACAAAAUCCUGCAAAGUUCCUCUGCUUGGCAAAUACACAUGCCGUUACAGAUUCGCACACCAUUAUGCUGCCCAAGUUCCCAAUUUUAAUUAUACUUACAAGUGAAAGGAUAUUUUAAAAGCGACAGCCGUUCUGUAAUGUUCAGGACCAGACUUGGCUCAAGCGGCACUUGAAAAUAAUUCUUAGUGGUUAUUUUAAAUGGCUGCGAGUACCAGAUGGCAGCUCAGUGUAGAUAAACCAUAAUCCAGAGAACAUUAUAUCCAAUUGAAAUGUUUACCUGUGAUUGUUUUAAACAAUUGGCAUUAUCAUCUACUCUGACAUCGCAAUCUGGUAUGGAACAAGCGUCUGGUACUCCAGGAUAAUUGACAGAAGUGCUAAGAACUAUUUUAUAUAUGAUUUGAUCCCAUUCUGGUCACAACGCGCUGCUUGCUCUCAACAUUCAGCCAGUGUUCGCUCACCCUCGCUACACCUCAGGUAUCAAAACCAAGAGGACACUCCAAAGGGGCCUUUGAUGCUUGAUCAUCCUAUCUACUAGUGACUAGUACUGAUCACUGGUACAAGCACUAACUGGUGUUCUGACACCCAAUAUGCCUGAUUUGGAAGACCAAAAAAGACCAUCUUUUUCCUAUGUUUUUUUCUUUUCUUUUUAGAUAAAAGAAGGUGAUGUAUUGCGUAUAGAAGAGUUUAUGAAUCCAGUUCAGCAGAUGUGAUUUGCCUUUAGAAAGGGGCUUGCAGCCCCCUCUGAAUGAAUGCAGAGCCACUGGCUCAUGUCUUUUUUGCAUGUACCUGAUAGGAAAAUGAAGGGGUGAGUGAGAGUUUGUUAUCUUAAAGCCAGUACUUUGACACAGUUUUUCUGUGUGUAAAUUUACUCAAUGACUCUGAGGUGCUCAAUCAUUUUUCAACACCUCCUCUUAGCUCUCUGUAUAUAAUUGAAGGAAAAAACCUGUUUAUAACUUUUUCUUUGUUAAUUCAGAAGUUUCCUUUGAUCAAUCCUGUAAAUAUUGUAAGACGCCAUUGCUUGUAAAUGGCUUUUUCAUGAGGCAACUGUAAGAUAAUGUGAUAUACUGUGGGAGAGGGAACAAAGAGGAGACGAUCUCUGCCAUUAAUGGAUAGCUGAAUGUUGCAAUGUGACCUCCAGAGUACAGUGAUGGUGGUCACCUCUUAUAACUCAUUGAAGUUAUUCUCAGUGUUUGUUUUCACAUGUUUGGGUUACCAAGAGGAAGUGGUUUGCCCUGCUUUAAGCACCAGAGAAUAACCCGCAGGACCAGAGUGCCAUUUGAAAGUCAGUAAAGUGUACUUUUGUGUAACUAAUAACUCACCUCACACUUUUGCAGUCGUGCUAUUGUGCUCCAACCCCAUCCAGCUGGUGUUCCCGGUAGAGCACAAAAAAGACAAAUACUGAGAUCUGCAGCUCUCCCACGAUGCAGGAAAAAUAGCAUUUAGCUGAUAAGGUGAUACUGUUUCGUCUCCUCUAAACUGGGGACCUGGACCUGAUGUUGGUCAUGUGAUCCACAUAAGGAUUGUUAAUGUAAAUAAGAAGUGCUGGGAGAGUCACAUGACCCGCUUGUAACUACACACACACACAAACACACACAAACUGCUAAUUGUAAUGUGCUUUCAAUGAUUGUACUUUUUUAAAGAUCUUCUCUGUUUUCGAUAAGAGCAGUUUUUGAUUAUUCUGCAGGGUUUUUUGAUUACUGUAAAGUUUUGACUGCAUCUGAUGCAGGAAGUCAAACUGAUGUUCGUCCAUCUGUCCGCUUAGCCCACUGAAAAUGAGUCAUUCUUGUUGUACAAUGAUCAGAGUUUAAAACGGGCCUGUACUCCCACCACGAUUAAAGGUGGAAACGGGAGAGUUCAAUUCCAUAAUGACACUUCCUGAAGUUCAGCAGAACAACUCACGCCACAAAUUUAGACAUUUGCUUUUUGAAAGAUGGUAUGUACUGUACUGUAGGAACUGUACAUAAGUCCUUUGUUGAGACUGUUAAACUUUUUGUAGGCAUUAAUAUUUUGAAGUAACUCAAUAAUGGAACUAAUGUAAAUCCCACAGAAUGAUUUCACAGGAUGUGGGAACCUUUUUUUCCCCUGCUAUUUUAUAGAAAUCGAUUCCUGAGGGAAUUGUGACUUACAGACUUGAUUUUGAACAAUUUUACAGCCAGAAAGAAGGAAAUUGCCACAAUUAUAAAUCACCUACAGUAGUAAAUAGUUUGUCCUUAUUUUUUUUCCCAUUAUGACUGAAAACAGCAUUAAUGACAAUAGUGUAUUAUCUGAGGUUCUAGAAACGUUCUGCUUUUUUCACUCAAUCCAAGAAAAUGUGAUUAUACAAGUUUUCAUGCUUUGUUGAAUUGUGUUCAUCCUCCUUCCACUCCUGCCGACUGGGUAACCGUUCCUGAGGAUAGUUCAAUUAAAUCAACCCCCUCCCCCCCUCCUUCUUUUCAAUCUGUAAUGCCUCUGUCUGGACAUGUAGUUGCCUAUUCUUGUGCACAAACCACAUUUUUCUGUCCAUGUUGAAUUGUAAAUAUGUUUAUUUGCUUUAUUUAUGUUCUGAUGCCGUGAUCAAUCCUUUUUUGGGUUGGUGUUAUUAUGAAUGCGCUUCAUGCGAUGGAGCGCGUUGGAAUAUGAUGACUUCUUACAAGUCUAAAUUUAAUAAACUGUUCUAUACCAUUUGUA
Messenger RNA from Scomber scombrus (Atlantic mackerel), 6393 nucleotides. RefSeq names its product eukaryotic translation initiation factor 2-alpha kinase 3 (gene eif2ak3). The coding region runs from base 196 to 3546 and encodes 1116 amino acids. The transcript is spliced from 18 exons. Gene Ontology annotation, molecular function: ATP binding; protein kinase activity; protein binding. NCBI's taxonomy places the organism in Eukaryota, Metazoa, Chordata, Actinopteri, Scombriformes, Scombridae. The record is from RefSeq and is a predicted model, not a curated record. Gene Ontology annotation, biological process: protein phosphorylation.